GGUUGCUCUCCACACCUACGCUGGACGCAGGGAUCCAACGACUAACGCUGUCACAGUCUCAUCAUUCCUCCACCAGGACUCGCAGGGCUUUUAGUAAGGAUGAUGGCUUCGCCUCCACCAGAAAAGGCAGUUCCCAUUGCCGCACCCUUAGACGGAGAAGAGUCCAAGUCGGGCUUCGCUCCGCUCCCCUUCACUGUCUCCUGCAACAUCGCCCAUGGCUUUCUUCUCUAUUACCAGCGCGACAGCUACACCACCUUGUCCGUCUUCUUAAGCCUGCUGACCAUGGCGGGAUCAACGGUCGCUGUCUGGUGCUAUCACGCUGAUCGACGCAACAAGGUUCGCUCAGCUCCUGCCUCUGCUGCUGUCUUUCGCCGCCACCUGCUCGACAGUAUUUGGCCCUGGGCCUUGGGCAUAUUCGCUCUCAACUGCCUCCUGGCAGGCUUACGUUACUACUGGAUCGACGCCCCUUCGAGCGACAACGCCUGCGCUUGCACGAUUCAAUCGCAGGCCAUUGACGAAGUGCACUGGAAGACAUACGCGACGAGGUGCAGCGCUUCUGCACAGCGCAAUGCUGUCGCCAACGCGAUGGCUUCUUACCUCUUCAACGCCGACGCCGACAUCUGCGGCGUGCAGUGCCUCCGAAUGGACCCGGCAGGAUCGUGGGUCGGGCACGUGAGUCUGACGCCAGCGGACACGCCCGUCGAUGGCACCUACUGUGGCACAAAGUACUCCUUCGGCAGGUGCGCUCCUGUUCAAUAGACGGCAGCGGCGCGAAGACCUGUCUCUUAGGAGUCCUUUGUCUUCGUGCAAUAAUCAAUCGAAGCAGGCCAUGUCCAGCUAUGAGAAUACAAGACCUGCUUGAAGCGUAUCAAGCAGGUCAGAAGUCAACGACAGAAAGUGCCAUAGUGAGAGGAUGGUACCGUGAGCAUGCACAGGCCAUUGUCAGGUGGAGCGAAGGGGAUGUAUGUGCCAGCACUGAUUGGUCACCGCCUCUCUGUGUUUUUAGUGGCGUCUAAGCAGGUUCAUCCGGG
This is a messenger RNA of Acaromyces ingoldii, 1031 nucleotides long. RefSeq lists its product as hypothetical. The transcript has a single exon. The record is from RefSeq and is a predicted model, not a curated record. The coding region runs from base 103 to 759 and encodes 218 amino acids. NCBI's taxonomy places the organism in Eukaryota, Fungi, Basidiomycota, Exobasidiomycetes, Exobasidiales, Cryptobasidiaceae.